This is a messenger RNA of Lathyrus oleraceus (garden pea), 1941 nucleotides long. RefSeq names its product SCF E3 ubiquitin ligase complex F-box protein grrA. The record is from RefSeq and is a predicted model, not a curated record. The coding region runs from base 41 to 1816 and encodes 591 amino acids. Gene Ontology annotation, cellular component: SCF ubiquitin ligase complex. Gene Ontology annotation, biological process: SCF-dependent proteasomal ubiquitin-dependent protein catabolic process. NCBI's taxonomy places the organism in Eukaryota, Viridiplantae, Streptophyta, Magnoliopsida, Fabales, Fabaceae. The transcript has a single exon.
CCUGUAUUUUCCUUGGCGGCAGUAAUCUGUUCACUGCAACAUGAAGCGUAAGAGAAAUUCCCUCCAAACUCAGCAACAAAGAGUUUCAGAAGAUUUAUAUUUAGAUGAUUAUUGCUGGGAAUAUGUUUUCAAAUUCAUCUUCAAUGACGACGAUGACGACAACCGUUCCUAUUUCAAAUCUCUUUCCAUAGUUAACAAGCAAUUUCUCUCCAUUACCAACCGUCUACGCCUCUCUCUCACCGUAUGGAAUCCAACCUGCCGUUUACUCUCUCGCCUUUUUCCAAGGUUCAUCAAUCUCAUCUCCCUCGACCUCUCCUGUUACUAUGGUCUCAUCAACAACCUUCUCGUUCAAAUCUCUCGUUUCCCAUUGAAACUCACUUCGCUUAAUCUCUCCAACCAACCCAACAUUCCGGCACGCGGCUUGAGAGCUUUCUCAGGAAAUAUUACAACUCUAACCUCUCUCAUUUGUUGCAACAUUGCUUCUCUCUCUACUGCUGACUUGCUUCUUAUUUCUCAGUGCUUUCCUUCCCUUCACGAACUUGACUUAGGUAACAGUAUCAAUUUUAAGCUAAAUGCUGAUAUUUCAAUGGUGUUUCCUAAGCUGCACAAAGUUAAUUUCUAUGGUCGUAACCAUACAUUUACAUAUAUGAUCGAUGCAUGGUUUUUACAAGUAUGUAAGAAUUCUGAGUUUUUUGAAGAUAUUGUGAUGUCGAACCGUUCACAAUUAACUCAUCACGGCAUUGCUUCUGCCAUCCGUGAGAGACCAACUUUGAAGUCUCUAUCAAUUAGUUGGAUGUCUAGCAACGAUGACAUUAGUUCACACUUUAUUAACUCUCUCGUGAGUUUGAAGGACUUAGCUUGUCUUGAUUUGUCAUAUUCGCUUAUCUCCGAUGAUUUGCUUUCCUCUAUUGCAACCGGAGGUCUUCCUUUGAAAAAGCUUGUCCUCCAAUUCUGUCAAGGAUAUAGUUAUGCUGGAAUCUUUUGUUUGUUAUCCAAGUGUCAAUUUAUACAACAUUUGGAUCUUCAAAAUGCUUAUUUUUUGAAUGACCAACAUGUUGUGGAGUUGUCUAUGUUUUUGGGUGAUUUAAUGUCUAUAAACCUUAGUCGAUGUGACAUGCUCACGGAGUUAUCUUUGCUUUCACUUGUAAGUAAUUGUCUUUCACUUAGUGAGAUCAAAAUGAAUGACACAAGGAUUGGGAUUGGGAGAGAGGGUGUACUGAAUUCUAAUUCUUUCGAGGAUUUCGUUGUAAGCCCUCAAUUAAAGUCUCUCAGUUUGACCCAUAGUUCCUGGCUAAGAGAUGAAAGCAUCAAAAUGUUUGCUUCCAUUUUCCCCAAUUUGCAAUUUCUUAAUUUGAGUAAUUGCACUAACAUAUCGGAAGAAGGUAUUUUUCAUGUUUUGAGGAGAUGUUGUAAGAUUAGAUUUUUAAACUUAGCUAGCUGUUUACAAGUGAAGCUGCAUGGAAUGAACUUUGAAGUUCCUCAAUUGAAGGUGUUGAACUUAUCAAAUACAAGUGUUGACGAUGAAACACUUUGUGUGAUCUCAAAGAAUUGUUCUGGACUUUUGCAACUGAUACUAAAAAGAUGUGAUGAUAUUACAAAGGAGGGAAUCAAGCAUGUGCUAAAUAACUGCACGCAACUCAGAGAGAUCAAUUUGAUGUUUUGUUGUAAAUUGGUUCCUAAUAUUGUUGACGAAAUGAUAUUUUCAAGGCCAUCAUUGAGAAAGAUAACCGUUCCACCUUGCAACAUCUUCAAUAACAAAAAACUCGGUGACAAAAAGAGAAGAUUCUUUUCGCAUCAUGGAUGUCUUUUAAUCUAAUUUUUUUGUAAGAUGUUUUUUGAACACUAAAAUGCAACAUGUCUUUUGUUUUCACAUUUACUUCUUUAAGUUAUUUUAUUUGCUAACGUGUAAUUGCCUUAGUAAAAUUGGAAGAUUUUUUAUAA